CAGACAGUGAUAAUUCUGGAUAGGAAGUUCACGACAAGAGCCAAGUAUUAAAUAUUUACCAGCGAAGUCAUGACAAACACAUGAUGAAUAGAGUCACUUGCAGAUAACCUACCUUCCCUGUUAGUUGUUUCAAUGGCAACAGUUGUAAUUAAAGGCGCCUUGCUCUGGAUCACGGUGAUGAUGAUAUCAUGGACAAAUGUGACCAAUGGGCAAAUACUACAAGACAUCAGAGCAAAAUGUACUGGAACAAAUGAAUUGGACUUUCUAAAAAAAGAAAUUAUUGCUUUGCAGAAAGUCGUAAAGGAACAAGCAAUUAAAAUGCAAAUUCAAGAGGAACAAAUUUAUUCUAUAAAUCAAAAACUUUCUUUAAAUGGUGAUCAAACUUCCACAGCCUUAUUAACAACUGGAAAAGUUGCUACAAACUCAAAAACAAAAUUUAACAACACAACAAAAACGAUUAUGACAGUGACAACAUCCAAAACAACUCUGAGUGUAGGGACAUCGCCAAUUGCACGAACAUCAACGGGCAUUAAAGGCAAAGAGUUUCUAGUUUUGUUCAUGAGAAAUUAUGCCUCGGCAUCAGGACCAUUUAGAAUGUUUAUUACAACAAAUAGUGAUUCAUCUGUAGCAAUCUCAACCUCACCUAAUUUGGAAGCAACAAUUAAGAAAGCAACUGACAGAAUUAUAAACAUUACGUCGUCUUCCAAUAUUUCGCUUCCUUUUAAGUUGUCAUGUGACUAUUUCAAAAUAGAACCGAAAGCUGUACUGGUAGAGACAUCUCAAUUGUCCACCAUAUCUAUAUUUGCUAGUUACCAUGUGUAUAGCAACGAUGGAACUUUGGUUAUUCCAACCAACAGAUUAUCAACCAAAUAUCUUGUUUCUUCAACAGAUCCCCGCUCAACAAAACCCGACUACUAUAGUCAAUUCUCUAUUGCGGCCUUACAUGAAGGAACGAAUGUUAACAUAAAAUUCAGAAUAAAAGCAACAAGUUCAAUUGCUUUACUUGGUGGGACAUACAAAAAUCAAGAUGUUUUCACAACAACUUUAGAUAAAUAUGAAACUUUUCAAAUAGGGCAUGGCAGUGAUCUCAGUGGAACCUUCAUAGUGUCUACAAAACCAAUAGCUGUAUUCUCUGGAAAUCGAUAUCAAUAUUUGAAAGGUGGUUCAUAUAGUCACAUGGUAACUCAAUUACCCCCUCUUACCGAAUUUGAUACACAAUACAUUGUACCCACCUUCUACAAUAAUUUGGCGACAUUGAUUCAGGUUGUAAGUACAAGUCCGAGUUUAAUUAACAUAAGUAUUGGAAGCAAUGUAUCGACAUUACAUAUUGCUGAACAUGAAUACAAAAAUUUCGAAAUCGAUUCAGGGGAAGUCACCAUUUUAACAUGCGAGAAUCCUAUAUUAAUCGUUGGUUUUGGAAUGGGUUCCAGCAAUUUCAAUUACAGUCCAUAUAUGACUGUCAUUCCUGGGAUUCAUCAGUAUCUGGACUACUACAAGGUUUUUGUACCGGACGGAUAUACACAUAAUUAUAUUUGUGUGAUGAUUUUACAGAAGUAUAUAAAUGAUAUUCAAGUAAACGAUUACUCAACAGAUAAUUAUAUAUUCGUGAGUCGACGCCAAGUAGUCAUUUCACAGAGCACAUUUAGCAUUCUUACAUUUACAGUAAACAGUGGAACGGUAGUCUUAUCGACAACUAAUAAUGCAAAAUUUGGAUUAAUUGUCUACGGUCAUAGGAAUAGUGAUGGAUACGCUUUUGCUGGAAACUUUGUACUUUCGUAGACUUCAUGAAGAGAGGAUCAGAUUAUUUCAAAUACC
Messenger RNA from Saccostrea cuccullata (small rock oyster), 1815 nucleotides. RefSeq lists its product as uncharacterized. The coding region runs from base 133 to 1779 and encodes 548 amino acids. The transcript is spliced from 4 exons. NCBI's taxonomy places the organism in Eukaryota, Metazoa, Mollusca, Bivalvia, Ostreida, Ostreidae. The record is from RefSeq and is a predicted model, not a curated record.